Messenger RNA from Bactrocera latifrons, 2113 nucleotides. RefSeq names its product protein prickle-like. NCBI's taxonomy places the organism in Eukaryota, Metazoa, Arthropoda, Insecta, Diptera, Tephritidae. The transcript has 2 exons. The coding region runs from base 806 to 2113 and encodes 435 amino acids. The record is from RefSeq and is a predicted model, not a curated record.
AACAACUUCGACUUCGUAUUAACUGCGAGGGAUUAAAGCGAUGCCAGCAUACAAAAGGCGUAACAACAACUUAGUCGAAUAACAACAAGAACAGCAACAAAAGCAAYGACAACACGGAAAUAAUAAGUGGCGUGAUUGUAGCGCGCCAAAAAGCAGGCGAUACAACGCAACAUAGAACAACAAAAGCAAAAACAACAACAGACAGCGCAUCGCCUCUGCAGCAGUUUGUGGCAGGCACGUUGUUGCUGCUUGCUGUCGUUGGCUUGCCGCUGCCGACAAGCUGUAUGCAUUCCCCAUUUUGGCAAAGUGUUAAAGGUGCAACUUGCCGAAAGGGUUCAAAAAAAUCAAUGAAUGGACCAGCGGUGUCAAUAAACAGGAGCAGCAGAACAAAGGMGCAUAAAUAUAACGAAAUAAUUAUACCAAAAACAAAGCAGAUCACUCAGCAACAACAAUAACAGCGACCUAAAAAAGUACAAAAUAAAAGCAAAAAGACACAAAGCCAAAAUAAGAAGAGAAGAGUACCAUAUAUCUGCUUGUUUUAAAAUGAAGAUAAAAUAAAAAAUAAAAAGAAAGAAGCUUUAAAAAACAAUAACAACUAAAGCAAAGGCAGAAGCAGACUAAAAAAGUCUGGAAGCAUAACAAAAACUGCAACAGUAAUUGCUGAUAUACUUGCAACACAACCAAAUUACUAUAGCAACAAGCAACAACAGCAAUAAAAAUCAGCAAUAACAACUUUUACAAGUACCUACACACGCAUAUACUAUAUAUAUACACUGAAGGCCCUACUAGCGCAGGCAGCAGCAACAUGGAGAACAUGUCAUCAUCAAUUGAACCGGUGCCGGUGGUGCCGCGCACCGCCAAUUUGCUGGCGUGCAAACAAUGGUGGCGCGUCUGCUUCUUAUAUGGCGACCAGCAGAAGUACUACCGUCAAGUCUACAGCAAAGCGGCUGCGCAACGGCUGGCGCUCUCCACUGGCGGCACGCUAACAGCCACCGGCUUUCCACCAGACAACAACAGCGGCAACGACAACGAUAAUGACAACGAAAAUGAGACGCACAGUGGCAAGGAUAGCGGCUGCAGUGGUAGCAUGCAGACCGCUGACUAUGAUACGGUGGCUGGUGAUUUUAUCGAAACGCAAUUAGACGACGSAGAUGCUAACGAAAUACUAGCAACAACAGCAACAUCAAUUACAGCUACAACAUUGGCAGAUGCGAUCAACAGCACCGAUAUGGUUAAAAACCAUAAUCAGGAGUUGAACAAACUGACAGCGAAGCGGAAGAAGAAGCAGAAGGCUAAAGAAGGUGACGAGCAAGCGCCACCAGUGCCACUCUUUCCUUCCAAAUAUCAGACCAUGAAUGUCACUGCGACCGAGACGCCGGCCACGAAUGCGCUGUUCAACACAACGAGUCGCGGCAAAAAGUUGCUGCGCUCGCUGCGUGUGCACGUCGGCAAGGGUGGUGAUAAGUCGGCAAAGGCGCGGCAUAAAGCGGCGCUCAACUCGCCCGAGCAGCCUGAGAGUGAGGCUACCAAAGGUAAUGCCAAAGUCACUGUGCUGGAUGAUCCGUUCCUUUUCGGCAUUGACGCUGAUCAUUUGGGUGAUUUGGUGCGCAGCAAGCAAUAUGCGCCCAAUACCACCGAGCAUAUUUCCCAAUAUUAUAAUACCUAUCUGGAACAAGAGCAGCUGGCGUUGGAUGCGCAAUUGGAUUUCGGUCAACAUUUGUCUAYAGCUUCUUCAACACCCGUGCAAUACGGCUCCAUGCCGCAGCCACCAGAUGCAGAGCCAAAACCCGCGUUGCCACCUAAAAAGAAGAAGCAGAGUAAUUACGAAUCUCUCAACGGUUUAAUGAGUGGUGGUCUCGUCGAUGGUGGCUCUUCAGAGCUGCAGCUAAAUGAGAGCGAUUUACAGUUUUUAAAUUUGAAUAUGCGCAAUCGCAGUUUGCCGCGCAGCAUGAARCCGUUCAAGGAUGUGCCGACCGAUAUUAGUUUCACAUUCACUGAGGCGGAUGGUGAUGCUUCGGCGCCACCACGUCCAGCGCCGCUUCAAAAGAGCGCCACCUGCGAGCGCGAUAUGAAUUURGGCGCGCUUCUGAAAAGAGAGCAGUGUGAUGAGUAA